This is a messenger RNA of Habropoda laboriosa, 2831 nucleotides long. RefSeq lists its product as uncharacterized. Lineage: Eukaryota; Metazoa; Arthropoda; Insecta; Hymenoptera; Apidae. The record is from RefSeq and is a predicted model, not a curated record.
AUGAGCAGAGAAUUUUACGUUCCUUGUACACCUUACACUUAUCAGUGUGGAAGUGGCGGAGGGUCGACGGAAGGCGUCGUUGGGAGCGUCAGUGGUAGCGGCAGCGGUGGUAACAGCAGCAGUGGUGGCAUGGAUUGCAUGCCCCUACGUCCAGGUCCCUUUCACUAUUUGAUAAGCGAGCAGGCGAAGUCCUUGGUGGCCCUACAGGAGCUGCAGAAUGAGGUCGGCGCCCUUCUCGAGUUCCGGGACCUCGUCAUCGAGACGUUCCCAAACCUCCGGCACAAGAUGGCCGCGACGGCGUCCGCGGGAGCGUCCGUGAUGUCGUCUACCUGCACCCAAAAUUCCCACAUCCCUCUACCACUGUCCAGUCCAUCCUCGAGAAGAAUAAACGAAUGGGAGCCGGGGAAAGUGAGGAGACGAGUGCCGCGAGAAGGUGGCGAGUCCUCGUCCUCCUCGUUGCCCAGGAGUCGCAGCAACUCGCACAGCGGCGGCACCAAGAACAAUUGCAGCGCCACGGUUCAGGAUUCCGGUUUCAGCACCGAGACCUCGUCGAAGGACAGUGCUUCGACGGCGAUAGCGCCCAGACCGAACAGUCCUCGGCCUGCUGUCUUAGACGACGCCGAGGACGAGCUGUGGAAUCUCUUGGACGUGAUCCAUCGUAAGGGAAUCAAGCUCAGAGAGGAGGUAGAGUGUCUUCAGGGUCGUUUGGAAAGCGUAGCGCCUGAAGAUCUAGCCUCCACGAAUAUUCUCGACGCUGUUGGGAAGGUGACGUGUUUGGGUGGCGAGAGGGCAACGACGAUAUCAACGGAGGAGGGGGAUAAAGGGGAGAAAGACAGGGAUUCGCAGGUGAUAGCGCUUAGAAAGGAGAAGGAGCAGCUUUUGGAUAAAGUAGCUGAACUCGAGGCUGAAACUAUAUCCAGUCGAGCUAGAGCGCAGGAGCUGCAAUCGGAAUUGGCCGCGUUAUCUGCGUUAAAGAUCGGCUUGGAGAAUCGACUGAGGGCCGGACUGAAUGAAAAUUCCUCGGAAAUCCUCGUUCCAGGUGCGCAAAGGCUUCAGCCGAUCGCACCUGUCCUACCUGUUGUUCCCUCACCGAAAACCAACAACGUUAGUAAUAUUAAGAGCAAAUCUUCGGCGUUCGCGUCGGUGACGACGUCCACGAAGGCGCACAAGAGCCGCUUUCGAACGAGGACCAUCGAGAAGAACGUGUUGCUCGACGUGAACGCUCACAACGAAGAGCUGCGCGAUAUCGACGUCGAGGCGAACGUGAACGAGAGGAGAGCACGAUUAGGUGCGUUAGAUUCCGUCCUUGUUUCGCCAACCAGGGUUGCGCAUGUGAAGGACGUCGAUUCGAAGAAGAUUGCUGCCAUUCUCCGAGAAAACUCGCCCCUUGAGCUGCAGCGGCAUUUAAUCACUACUACCGUCCAUAAUCAGGUUCUACAAAAGAGGUUAGAUGAAGUAGAGAAAAGCACGGAAACUCUCUCUGAACGGUUAGACAAGGCUCGCGAGGAAAAUGACGAUCUCCGUUUCCAGCUGGAAGAAAGAAACAUCGAGCUGGAAGGCACAAGAGCGCGCGUCCGCGUGCUGGAGAGACUCCAGCAACGGCCGCCGACGGAGGCGGAUCCAGAGGUGGACGGAGAGCAACCGAGAUGCGAACAGAGCGGUCCGGAGCCAGGAAGCAGCACAGAAUCAGCUCGCGAUCAUCAUCAAGCCAUCGAGGUGAAACCGUCGCCAAGACGGCGUCCUAGUCGUAUACCUUUGCCCGGUAGCACCGGAAAGGCAGCCGCACCGAGACCACCCAGCCACGGAAGGAACGACAGCAAAGAGUCUUUGAAAUCGUUGACAAGGCCUCCGCGCGAUUCCAGCCGCGACAGCCACGGCGGCAAGUCUCUGUCGAAGGCACGUGACGCCAAUCGAGACUCGUUGGGCAACAACAAAAGCCUGACCAAGAGUAACAACCACAACAACAACAUCGGCGGCAAUAGUAACGGGAGCAACAAGGAGACGAACAGGGAGUCCCUGAAUAAGUCCCUGCCGCGUAACAAUUCCAGCCGAGACUCCUUAAACAAAUCCUCCUCGUUGUCCCGCGCCCGUGACUCGCUGGAGUCUAACAACCUCGGCACGUCCUCAUCCCCAGGGACGACUCCUCCUCGACGACCGCCCGCUCCUGCACGUCGUUCCUACAGCCUGGCCCGCGCGACAACAUCCGUUGAUACCGAGAACGGCAAGAGACUCUCGAUCCACACUUGUCUUAAAAACGACGAAUCGCCCGACGAUCCACUACCGAAAUGUCUGAUCUGGAGCGCAGGCGAGCGUGCGUUCGAGCCCGUCCCCGGCGGUCCAAUAAAGAAAAUGGCCCCUUCUCGCGUGCCGCCGGUUUUUCUCAGUUGCACUGAACCACCGAGUUCGUGGUGCUCGACGAAUGGUAGCUUCCGACACAGCGACUCCUCAUUGUACCCGGACUCGUUGAACCAAGAAACUUCAUCGGUUACCGGCACAACCAGAGUGGAAUUCGUCAUCGGCUUACGGACCAGACGUUUUCCAUUGAACUCUUUAUACGGCGUUUGGCCUCAUCGCUACUUCGACAGCAUAGACUCGGCGGCAAUGCGACCAGAAAGUCUUCUUACCGACGAAUUCUCGCUUGUUCGUGGCGAAGCACUCGCCGAAUGCGAUUCUCUCGAGUGUCAUCCGAUUUCGAACGAGAGCUGAAUCGCCAGAUCUGUGCUUUAUUGUCACCAUGGAUCGUACUUAUUGUUAAAGAAUCUUGGUUCGAUUGGUACUUACAAACGCACGUUCUACAUUUGAAGAUAGAAGUGAUUACUUUUUUCAUAUUG